Silurus meridionalis is the source of this 5297-nucleotide messenger RNA. RefSeq names its product catenin (cadherin-associated protein), delta 2a (gene ctnnd2a). NCBI's taxonomy places the organism in Eukaryota, Metazoa, Chordata, Actinopteri, Siluriformes, Siluridae. Gene Ontology annotation, cellular component: cytoplasm; adherens junction; nucleus. The coding region runs from base 511 to 3837 and encodes 1108 amino acids. The transcript has 21 exons. The record is from RefSeq and is a predicted model, not a curated record. Gene Ontology annotation, molecular function: cadherin binding. Gene Ontology annotation, biological process: cell-cell adhesion; dendritic spine morphogenesis; cell-cell junction assembly.
GGGAGGCUGCCGGAUCCCCCGUUGCCAUGGUGACUUUUGUGCCUGGCUGAGCGGCUGCUGUGUGGAACAGGGAGGCGGCGGAGGACCGUGUUUCAACCAAGUGCAGGAAUUUUGCCAAAAAAAGGGACGGAUUCCCAAGCAGCCGGAGCGACACGCUGCCUCGACCCGGUCCACGGAAUCUGCAGAGGUGUCAGGACAGACGCAUUAGUCUUUUGCUUCAUUGCGCUGAUAUUGAACUUGAGGAACUCUUCGGUUGUGCAUUUGGACUUCCCUAAAGAUUGCUUUGCGUCCACCAGAUGCAGAUUUUCAUGCAUUUGUUUUUUUUUCUUCCUAAACCUUCACUUCAUUCAGGAUUGUUCCAGAUCGUUCUUCUUUUGCACAGCAUGAAUCCCAGCCACCUGUGAUGAGCUGCAGUUUGAGAGACUGACUCGAGAGCUGGAGGCUGAGCGCCAAAUCGUCACCACCCAACUGGAGCGAUGCAAACGAGGAUCUGAGACCCCCGGCAGCACCAUGAGCAACAUAAGUUCUGCAGAUGAACAUCUUCGCUGGGAUUCUGAAGAUGGACAGAAAGACAUCGAGGAUGAGCUGAACACUGGACUGGAGCUUGUGGACUCGUGCAUCAGAUCCCUGCAGGAAUCUGGGAUUCUCGACCAUCAGGAAUACAGCACGAGCGAACGACCGAGUCUGCUCUCUCACAGCUCGCUGCAGCUCGGCUCGAACUCCUCCGGAUAUCACAGCAGCCAGACUUCAGCUCUGAACGACGCCCAGCUUUCAGCAUCACCUCAGCUGCAGCAUCCUGGAGGAGCCGUCCACAACUACAACCAGGUGACGUCGAGUCGUGCAGCUCAACCGCAGAGCCAUGGCCCUGAACCCCAGCAGGCAUGUCCAGCCUCUGGAAUCUACUACUCCAGCUCCACGUUGCCUGCUCCUCGCCUCAGCUCUCCCCUGAGCUCCAUGCAGCCCUCUGGCACGGCCACCGGCUCGGCCAACAAGCUCCAGCGUCUGGGCUCGGCCUCGGACGCUCCCGCCUACGCCACCAGCCAGCGGCUGCAUUCCUCUUCCUCGUCCUCCUCACCCAAACCCUCUCCUGCAAGGCUCGCAAAGUCCUACAGCAGCAGUUCCCCUAUAAACGCUGUGGGAGCCGGCGGCCCGGCCUCGAGUUCACCCAUCCGCCUGGCAUCGCCGUCCAACAACGCCUCGCCGCUGCACCAGCAGCUCAGUGUAGGCAGCUACGCCACGCUCUCGCCCACCAAGAGGCUGGUGCACUCUUCCGAGCAGUACAAGAUUUCUCACGAGCUGUACGCCACCGCUACUCUGCAGAGGCCCGGGAGUCUCGCCGGAUCUCGGAGCUCAUACAGCAGUCAACACAGCCAUGCGGCUCCUGACCUGAGACCCCUACAGUCUCCGGAGCACCACAUCGAGCCCAUUUAUGAGGACCGGGUUUACCAGAAAGGCCCAAUGAGGAGCUUGAGUCAGAGUCAAGCAGAACCUCCUGGUCCAGGACAUACUGGAACUUACCGUACAAACACUGCCCCGUCCUCCCCCGGUGUUGACUCUGCCCCCCUGCAGAGAACCGCCAGCCAGAAUGCGUCUGGAACAUUCCCGCGUGGAGGCUACGCCAGCUACGUGGAGCCGUACCGCACGCUGCAGUACUGCUCAUCUGUGGAGUCUCCCUACAGCAAGUCGGGCCCUGCCCUUCCUCCAGAGGGGCCCCUGGCACGCUCGCCAUCAAUCGACAGCAUCCAGAAGGACCCCAGGGAAUUUGGUUGGCGAGACCCCGAGCUUCCUGAAGUCAUCCAGAUGUUGCAGCAUCAGUUUCCGUCGGUUCAGUCCAACGCUGCAGCGUACCUGCAGCACCUGUGCUUCGGGGACAACAAGAUCAAGGCUGAGAUCCGAAGGCAGGGUGGCAUCCCCUUGCUGGUGGACCUGCUGGAUCAUCGGAUGGCGGAGGUGCACCGGAGCGCCUGUGGAGCUCUGAGGAACCUGGUCUACGGGAAAGCUAACGACGACAACAAGAUAGCCCUGAAGAACUGUGGAGGAAUCCCAGCACUGGUACGUCUGCUGAGGAAAACCUCUGACGUGGACAUCAGGGAGCUGGUUACAGGUGUGUUAUGGAACCUCUCAUCAUGUGAUGCCCUGAAGAUGCCUAUCAUCCAGGAUGCUCUUGCAGUCCUGACCAACACCGUGAUCAUCCCUCUGUCGGCCUGGGACGUCUCGCCGCAUCAGGAGGACCGCAAGCUGCAGAUGCACACCUCACUCGUCCUGCGCAACGCCACCGGCUGCCUGAGGAACGUGAGCUCGGCUGGAGAGGAAGCGAGGAGGAGGAUGAGGGAGUGUGAGGGUCUGACCGACGCUUUGCUCUUCGUCAUCCAGACUGCACUGGGGAGCAGCGAGAUUGAUAGCAAGACCAUCGAAAACUGUGUAUGCAUCUUGAGGAACCUUUCAUACCGACUGGCCGCGGAAACUUCUCAGGGACAGCAGAUGGGCACCGAGGAGCUGGACGGACUUCUGUGCAGCGACUCCAACGGGAAAGACGGAGAGAGUUCGGGCUGCUGGGGGAAGAAGAAGAAGAAAAAGAAGGUGCUGGAUCAGUGGGAUGGUGUUGGUCCACUCUCAGACACGGCCGAGCCCCCCAAAGGAAUCCAGAUGUUGUGGCAUCCGUCCAUCGUGAAGCCGUACCUCUUACUGCUCUCUGAGUGCUCGAACCCGGACACGCUGGAAGGAGCAGCUGGAGCCCUGCAGAACCUGGCUGCAGGGAGCUGGAAGUGGUCAGUCUACAUCCGUGCUGCAGUGAGAAAAGAGAAAGGUCUGCCGAUCCUGGUGGAGCUCUUGAGGAUAGAUAACGAUCGGGUGGUGUGUGCGGUGGCUACGGCGUUACGCAACAUGGCCUUAGACGUCAGAAAUAAGGAGUUAAUCGGGAAGUACGCAAUGAGAGAUCUGGUCCACCGCCUCCCUGGCAGCAGUAACUCCAGUGGCAACAGCGGCGGCUCCACUAACAACAGCGUGUCGAGCAAAACCAUGUCGGAUGACACGGUGACGGCGAUCUGCUGCGCCCUGCACGAGGUCAUCACCAAGAACAUGGAGAACGCCAAGGUGCUGCGAGACGCUGGUGGAAUCGAGAAACUCAUCGGCAUCGCCAGGAGCAAAGGAGACAAACAUUCGCCCAAGGUGGUGAAAGCAGCGUCUCAGGUCCUGAGCAGCAUGUGGCAGUACAGAGACCUGCGCAGUCUUUAUAAGAAGGAUGGUUACUCCCAGUAUCACUUUAUCGGUUCUGCUUCGACGAUAGAACGAGACAGACAACGCCCCUACUCUUCCUCACGCACGCCUUCCAUCUCUCCGGUCCGGACCUCACCCAACAAUCGUUCAGCAAGCGCCCCCGCCUCGCCCAGAGAGAUGAUCAGCCUUAAGGAGAGAAAAACCGACUAUGAGUCCACUGGAACUAAUGCUAGUUUCCAUGGAAACAAAGGAGAGCACGCAUCAAGGAAAGACGCCACGUCAGUUCAAGUCUCGUGUGGAACCUCGACGCUGUUUCGUAACUCGUAUGCGACUCCAAACGAAGAAGUCAAACUCAACCAGAUCCCGCCUCAUCCAGCUCCCCAGGAGAGCAUCCCAAAGGACUACGAGGUGCUUCCUCCGUUUCAGAACUCCACUAGGAACUUUGAAGAGCCUUUUUUCGAAGAUCAGAUCCAUCAGCCUGCUCCUGCCGCUGACCUCAGCAUGCACCUGGGACUCAAGUCCACGGGGAACUACGUGGAUUUCUACUCGGCUGCACGUCCGUACAGCGAACUCAACUAUGAGACGAGCCACUACCCCGCCUCGCCCGACUCCUGGGUGUAGGACUCGACAGGAGACGUCCAUUCUUCAGAUGAUCCCAUGGAUGACCUCAUCUUCACCGCCACCCCCUUCCCUCCUCCUCCUCCUACUCCCGGUGACUUUGAGUUACCCGAGGAAAUCCGGGUGCUUGCAAAGAGAGGCUGGAAAACUGUGCAUGUGCAUGCAUACCACGUUUUUGUCAACACAUCGUUCGUUUCGUUCGGCAGAAGCCUCAUUCCGAGGAAAGAGAGAACACCGGGAUGUAAGCACAAAGAAAAAAAAAGGAAUGGAGAGAUUUAUGGAAAAGAUGAAUGCGGUUCGUGAUUUAGGGAAUUUAUAUAGCAAGAAGGAUGACAUUUUUAGGAACGGCUUUUUCCCCCCUUUUUUUUCUCACCACCCCAUCGUGUCGACUUUCGCAGAAUGUCUGAGGUUCGUUUGAGAUUUUUCCAGCCUUUUUAUCUAUUUUCGGUUAUUCCUCGACCCGUGUACGUUACACUGCUGACCCACGGACGUGACUUUAUCACACACAAAACACAAACCUAGCCGACUUUUAUUUGUUUUUUCCAGAGCAGGGUGUGUGUUACGAUGAUGUGAACGCAUUUGUGCUUCUAGAGCGACGUCGCGAAAGCAGUCAGGAGAACGUCAUUCCACUCUCCGUAUCGAUGAAGUGCUUUCUCACUGCCUAACAAGAGACAUGUAGAUAUUUUCUUUUGGUCAUUUUUUUUUUUGUCGCACAAUUUUUUUUUUGGAAGGUUGAACGAGCGUUAAAACAAAACAAAACACAUUGAUAACAAUGCCACCGUUUGUCAUUCACACCUGACUGACCAAACAUAUAAAAAAAAAUCACCACUGGAAAUGUUUUGACGCGUAUCUCAAAUGCGGAUUUCCGUUUCCUUUCGUUCAUGAGUGUGUUAUGAAUUAGGCUACUCGUCUAGGCAGCACUGGAGUAACGAGCCGCAGAGCCAGACGUCUCUAUGAGCUUCAUUUCCUCCAAAGAUGUACAAAAUCAGUCUCUCUCUCUGUGUGUUAGCCGAGUGUGUGCCGUGUGUCGUCCAUGUUCCAGAUGAUGACAGACACGGUGACGUGCGAUGCGGUGCGGCGUCCGACUUCUCCCGGCCAAAGCACCAUAAAAAUACAAAAAAAAUACAAAAAAUCUACUAGACUGAAAUGGUCAUAGAGAAUGAUGACGAUUCUAUAAAUAUACGUAUAAAUAUAAAUCUAUAUCAUUUUUAUGUGCAGAUAUCGGUGUCAUUAAAAAGCAACAAAACGGCAAGAAAAGACUUGUGUUAAAAAUAUUAGAAAAAUUCUCUUCACUUAAAUAAAUGUUCUAAUUCAAAAAGCCGAGAGUAAAGAAAGAACGAAAGAAAGAAAAAUAAACGUCAGUCCCCGGUCUCAGUUGUUGUUGUUUCCGAGCUCCAUAGAUAAUCAGGCUGGAUUUUAACGAUGUUCUGCUGCCAGGACAAUAAAAAAAUUACUGUUUGCAA